Messenger RNA from Rasamsonia emersonii CBS 393.64, 282 nucleotides. RefSeq lists its product as uncharacterized. The transcript has 3 exons. Lineage: Eukaryota; Fungi; Ascomycota; Eurotiomycetes; Eurotiales; Trichocomaceae. The coding region runs from base 1 to 282 and encodes 93 amino acids. The record is from RefSeq and is a predicted model, not a curated record.
AUGGUGUCUCUUUUUAUUUUCUCCUACACCUUUCCUUUCCUUGUUUCCUUCUGCUUCACUAACAAAAAGAAAAGGGAACUGCUGCAUCGACCGGGAGUCGAACCCGGAUCGCGUGCUAUGGCACAGCCUUUUAUGGAAGGCACGCGUGCUACCGCUACACCAUCGAUGCAUUUGAUGUUAAAUUUAUCUGCUGAUUUUUUUAAGAAAAUCAGUCCCAAACAGCCAAAAAAAGACUGCGUCGACCGGGAGUCGAACCCGGAUCACGUGCUCUCGGCAGAUUGA